Messenger RNA from Cyphellophora europaea CBS 101466, 999 nucleotides. RefSeq lists its product as uncharacterized. The transcript has a single exon. The record is from RefSeq and is a predicted model, not a curated record. Gene Ontology annotation, biological process: regulation of store-operated calcium entry. Bases 1 to 999 code for a protein of 332 amino acids. Gene Ontology annotation, cellular component: endoplasmic reticulum membrane. Lineage: Eukaryota; Fungi; Ascomycota; Eurotiomycetes; Chaetothyriales; Cyphellophoraceae.
AUGCCGCGGGCACUCGCCACCCUACUAUUUGCAGCCUUACUGCUUCUCACCUUGGUGCAAUGCGCGAAGGUAACGAAUCCGAACAAAGUGCCCAAGAACGCCGUGCUGCUCUCGAAAGUCAACUCUCUCACAGUCCGUGCUGGCAAGCAGACGGCUUCCCGGAGAGUCUCACCAGUGCCUCAACUACAAUGCGUUGGCCCGGCCAAUGUCUGCAAGCUCUUCACGGUCGAUGUCAUGCGCUGCACAAAUGAAGGCUCAGACUACGACGCUGAGAGCGUGCAAUGGGCUUGCAAGGCCUCGCUGCCGGACGAGUUCAAGCUUGGCAGCACCGAUGUCACUUGCGAGGGCUACGAGAGUAGCGACGACCCCUAUGUCCUCAAAGGAAGCUGUGGUGUCGAAUACCGUCUGUUGCUGACUGACAAAGGUGGGGAGAAGUAUGGCAGGAAGAGCGAUCCUUGGUUCGACGAGGGUGAGCCCGGGCAGGGCAGCACGUUGUUCAAGUACAUCUUCCUGCUCACCUUCGCCGCCGUCGCUUUCAUCAUUCUAAGCAGCCUCUUUCUGCAGUGGCAACAGAGGGAUCAGCAAGGACCGCGGCGACCGCCCACUACCUGGGGUGGCUUUGGCGGAGGAGACAAUGACGACGAUGACCCGCCACCGCCGUAUGACCCAUACCCGCGCAACUACGGUUCCUCCAAGAAGUCUGCUCCUCGCUCAUCUACAUCCACGCGCCCGAGCUCCUCGCAGCCGCAGCAACAGCCAUGGCGACCUGGGUUCUGGACAGGUGCUGCUACCGGUGCGGCUGCUGGUUACUUCGCCGGCGGUCGCAAUAACACUCGCACUCAGCCAGCAGCAACACAACGAAACGGAGGCGGGCUUUUCGGAGGAGGUGGACGUACUGGUGUCAACAUGUCGCCCAGAACGUCGAGUUCUUCCUCCUCGCCCAGUUAUUCGGGCAGUCGACAUGAGUCGACUGGCUUCGGUAGCACGAGCCGAAGAUGA